Molecule: messenger RNA, 1930 nt
Organism: Xiphias gladius (swordfish)
Lineage: Eukaryota; Metazoa; Chordata; Actinopteri; Istiophoriformes; Xiphiidae
Gene: spryd3
Product: SPRY domain containing 3
Exons: 11
Coding region: 149-1405 (418 amino acids)
Molecular function (GO): protein binding
Source: RefSeq, a predicted model, not a curated record
CCUCGCUGUGAUUGGCCAUUUCGGUAACGAGGGUGUGAUGUCACUGGGAAGCGCCGAACUCCAGUUUGUAAAGUUUUAUAUGGCGGUAAUGGACUGAUGGCUGAUGGAUAAAAGUGAGUUUCUGUCUUAUUAGCCGCCUAGAUAACAGAUGGAUGACAUCAACGUACUACACCACAGAUGCCUCCUGAAUCUGAGGCGUCGAAUCAGAGAUAUUGGGGACGGGCGCCCUGCACAGGAACGAUAUAUGAGGUUGCAGAAGGAUGGAGACACACUCAGUUACCAAGGGAACUCUGAAGAGGUGGGUUGCUAUGUGGCUGGCCAUCCUUUAUCAAAGGGAAAUUGCUACUUCGAGGUGACGAUAGUGGACACGGGGGUGAGGGGGACCAUUGCUGUUGGCCUGGUGCCUAAAUUCUACAGGCUGGACCACCAGCCUGGCUGGCUGCCAUACUCUGUAGCUUACCACGCUGACACCGGCAAGUUAUACAGUGGCAACCCUGUGGGGCAGCAGUUUGGGCCAAAAUGUGCUCGCGGUGACCGCGUUGGCUGUGGAAUACACUCAGAAAAUGUUGAAGCAGGUUUUACAACAGUCUUUUUCACCAAAAAUGGCAAAGAGGUGGGUUCAGUGGAGGUUCCUGUGUUGGCGGAGGGGCUGUUCCCCGCUAUAGGGAUGCACUCCAUGGGGGAGGAGGUGAAGGUUGACCUGCAGGCUGAGUGGUUCCUGGAGGAGGAUGAUAGUAUGAUGAUGGUUGACAGCCAUGAAGAUGACUGGGGUCGGCUUUACGACGUCAGGGUUAGCGGCACGCUCUUGGAGUAUGUUGGCAAAGGAAAGAGCAUCAUGGACGUGGGUUUGGCCCAGGCCCGCCAGCCACUCACCACCCGCUGCCACUACUAUGAAGUGGAGAUCGUUGAUGCUGGGGAGAAAUGCUACAUUGCCCUGGGCCUGGCAAGAAGGGACUACCCCAGGAACAGACACCCGGGAUGGAGCAGAGGGUCAGUGGCAUACCAUGCAGAUGAUGGGAAGAUCUUUCAUGGCAGCGGGGUUGGAGACGCUUUUGGUCCUCGCUGCUUCAAAGGCGACAUUAUGGGCUGCGGCAUCAUGUUCCCACGAGACUACAUCCUGGACGGAGAAGGUGACAUGGACGACUGGGAUCGGCUGGAGGUCCGUCCGGGUCAUGCAGCCGUCCAGAACGUUCUGUACCUCAACGAUGAAGAGGAGGAAGAGGAAGAUGGGGAAGAGGUAGAGCAGGGACAGGAGGGAAGGAAGGUCACGGUGUUCUUCACGAGGAACGGGAAGCUGAUGGGCCGCAGGGAGAUGGUGGUUCCUCCCGGUGGCCUCUACCCCACUGUGGGGAUGCUGAGCAGCGGAGAGAAGGUGAAGGUGGAUUUACAUCCUCUCAGUGGAUGAGCUGAGAUCUGGACUGGACUUGUGACGCCCUGCAAACAGCUGGCUGCACUGUAGAGCUCACCCAUGGUAGCCUAGCAUGCUGCUAACACACUCAGUUCAGCUGCACACAUGCACGUCGCUGUCGUCUCCCUCAACACUAUCCCAUUACAUUUCACAAUCAUGACAGAAACGCAACCAGAUCCCCCCCCCUCCUGGUUGUGAAGUGGCAGAGAGAGAUCCUACAUGGGCCGUGUAGGUUACAGCGUGCAAAGUGCAGGAGUAGACGACUCCUGAGAGACAUUUAACUGUUAAUUCUAUGCAAUCUGUACUGCUAUCAUCCUCUCAUCUAACCUCUCUCUGCAUGCAGUGUGUCUCUGAAACACUGUGCUGUUAAAUCCCACUCAUGAGGUCUGGCACACAUUGUUUAUUUCAUUUGUCACGACCCUAAGCAAAGCAAAGCAGAGCGAGGCCAACGGUUGUGCCGAGUCAGAGCUUGUUGGCAGUUUGUUUCAGGGAAUAGACCCCCCCUCUCUCUCUCUCUCCUCU